AUAAAAUACAUUUUUUCCUUUUAAUUGAAAAUUUAAAACAUUUUUAAAGUACCUUCUCAUUAUCUAUAAAAGAUAUUUUAUAGUAAUGUCAGUGAUUAAUGUCGUGAUGGUAUAUCAGAUUAAAGUACAAUAUUACACGAAUAGUGAUUUCAUUUGUCCUGAAGUGAACAAUUUUCCAAACAGAGAAACUGAUUUAUUUUUAAUUAUAUAAGUGAUAAAUUGUUUAAAAAUCAAUUAUUUACAAUGAGUAUUAUGAAAAUAAGUAUUAUUUAUUAAUUAUCUUCGAGAAAUAAUUUAUUUGUCUACAAAAUAUCAAUUAGUAGUAACGAUGUUUUAAGCUAUCAAGUUCCUCAUUGAGAAUUAAUAACAAUAAAACGACGAGUAAUAAUAAUAAUACUAUAGAGGAAGCAGCUAUUAUCAAAUACAUGUUUGAUACAAUUCUUUGUAACAAAUUCAAGAUUAAUUACACGAUUGCAGUGAAGCUCGAGUGUGAAUAGGUAAUCACUUUUGAUUAGAUAUCAAAUAAUGAAAGUCAUUUAAUGUGAAAUGAUGAAUAAACCUUGAAAUUAUUUUCCUUGAUAUUCUGAAAAUUUUGGUUUUUUUUCUUUUUUUUUGAAAAAGCAGGUCAACAAGAAUUUCGUAUAUAAAUUACGUUGGAAAUAAAAAUCUUUUUCAUAAGCUCAAAAAUGUUGUUUGUGUCAAUAUUGAUGUUUGUGAGAUUGGUGGUGGCGUAUCACAAUCCUCAUUAUGUGCCAGGCCAUGACACAAUGGUCCAUCUCUUCGAGUGGAAAUGGAAAGAUAUUGCUGAUGAGUGUGAAAAAUUUUUGGGGCCAGUCGGUUAUGGUGGUGUACAGGUUUCGCCCAUUCAAGAAAAUGUUAUCGUCGCAAAUAGACCGUGGUGGGAGCGUUAUCAGCCGAUAAGUUACAAGUGGAAAACAAGAUCUGGAGAUGAGAAUGAUUUCAAAAUAAUGGUACACAGGUGUAAUCGAGCAGGAGUGAGAAUUUACGUUGAUAUUAUUUUGAAUCACAUGACUGGCGAUCAGCCAAUUAAUUUAGGAACAGGAGGCUCAACAGCUGAUACGAAAAAUUUGAAUUAUCCAGCUGUACCUUAUGGGCCCAAUAAUUUUCAUUCAAAGUGCGAGGUUAAUAACUACACAGAUGCUGAUAAUGUCAGGAAUUGUCAGCUUGUAGGUUUACAUGACCUAGAUCAGUCUCAGGAAUAUGUUAGAAAUAAAAUGAUAGAUUUUAUGAAUGCUGCUAUUGACGUUGGCGUUGCUGGAUUCCGUAUUGAUGCUGCAAAGCACAUGUCGCCGAAGGAUUUAAAGCAAAUUUUCUCGAAAUUGAAAAAUUUACCUAAAGACGAAGGAUUUUCCGAAGGUUCUCGACCAUUUAUCUUUCAAGAAGUGAUAGAUUAUGGUGGUGAGAAAAUUUCCACAAAGGAAUAUAAUGAAUUGGGAGUUGUUACGGAAUUUAAAUAUGGCUCUGAAUUGAGUAAUGUAGUUAGAGGAAAUAAUGCUUUGAAAUGGUUGGUCAACUGGGGCGAAGCAUGGGCACUAUUACCAUCGAAGGAUGCUCUCGUCUUUAUUGAUAAUCACGACACUCAACGUAACAGAAACUCUAUUUUAACAUACAAAGACUCGAAAUUAUACAAGGUGGCCGUUGCAUUCAUGUUGGCUCACACAUACGGCAUUCCUCGCGUAAUGAGCUCCUUCAGUUUCACUGAGUUCAAUACUGGACCGCCGGCUGAUAAGAAUGAGAAUAUUAUUUCACCUGAUAUAAGAGCAGACAACACGUGUGGCAAUGGUUGGAUUUGCGAGCAUCGAUGGCGUGAAAUUUAUAAUAUGGCCAAAUUCCGCAAUGCAGUAAAAGGCACAAACAUUGAAUCGUGGUGGGACAACGGAAACUAUCAGAUUAGCUUCUGUCGCGGGAAUAUUGGCUUUUUCGCCAUUAAUCUCGAGAAACACGAUUUAAAUCGAGUACUUCGCGUUUGUCUUCCGGCUGGCGUUUAUUGUGACGUUAUUUCCGGCGAUUUACAAAAUGGUCACUGCACUGGCAAAAAAGUCCACGUCAAUCAAAACGGUGAGGCGAACAUUCAAAUAAAACAUGACGAAUUCGACGGUGUUCUUGCAAUUCAACGAAAUGUAAGAGAAUAAAAUUCAAAUCUCACUGUGAUUUAUGGAAAUACUCAAGAGAACAAAAAUAGUAUUUUUUAACAAGUUUAUUUUAACAGAAACAAAGUGUAUGUAUAUUGUGUUUUUCUCUUUUCACCAUUAAUUUCUACUAUACAUAAUAUGAUCCGUUAAUCAUAAAAAUUAUACACGACAAAUUUGUGAAAACAAAUCGAUUUUACAAAAAAAAAAAAAAAAAUGCAAAAAAAAUGCAAAAAAAUAGAAAAGAAAAGAAAAUUACAAAGAAAAGAGUGAAAGACAAAAGAAGACAUGGAGCGGAAAUUAUAAUAUAUAGGAAAAUUAUAGAGAAAGAAUUAUCACAAAAUAGCCGCAACACUUUUCAUUCUAGCAUCCAUUCCAUCUUUUCAUAUACGUUUCUUCUUUUUUUAACAAAUUUUUCUUUACAGUUUCAUUAUUAAAAAUUCGUUUAAAGUUAAUUUUAAGGAUUAAUUUGAAAUAUUAACUUUUUAAAAUUCAUUUAAGGAAUUAAA
Molecule: messenger RNA, 2659 nt
Organism: Leptopilina heterotoma
Lineage: Eukaryota; Metazoa; Arthropoda; Insecta; Hymenoptera; Figitidae
Product: alpha-amylase
Exons: 6
Coding region: 687-2153 (488 amino acids)
Biological process (GO): carbohydrate metabolic process
Molecular function (GO): alpha-amylase activity; cation binding
Source: RefSeq, a predicted model, not a curated record